AUGAAUAAUCAAUACAUUCCAUUAGAUCAAAAUAAUAACACCAGUUAUCCCCCACAACAAAAUCAACCAACAACCCAAUUUUUCAAAGAUCAACAAUACAGCCAACCACAACCACAACCACAAGUUUACAAUGCUCAAUAUUAUCAACAACCAGCACAACCAGCUGUUUAUGGUCAACCAGCCUAUGCUUCAACCACAGUUUCAGUAACUUCUUCACACCACAAGAGUCAUUGCAACGAUGACCACCAUGUUCUUCCAGCAGUUAUAUUAUUUGUUCUUGGUUGGUUCUUCUAUAUUCCAUGGAUCAUUAACAUUAUGUAUAUUAAAUCAAAGAAUGGCAUGGCUAAGGGUUUUGCUAUUGCUAGUGUUGUUUUCUUUUUCAUUGGUAUCAUUAUCACAGUCAUCUAUCUUAUUGUUUUCUUUGUAUUUUUAGAUAAAGUUUCACAUGCUAUUAACACUACAAGUGGUAUCUAUACAACAACUGGUGUCUAUACAACCACUUCAUCAACUUCAGGCUUCAGUUCAUCAUGUGAUUAUAAUUAUAGCUAUUGUUAA
This is a messenger RNA of Dictyostelium purpureum, 555 nucleotides long. RefSeq lists its product as uncharacterized. The coding region runs from base 1 to 555 and encodes 184 amino acids. Lineage: Eukaryota; Evosea; Eumycetozoa; Dictyosteliales; Dictyosteliaceae. The record is from RefSeq and is a predicted model, not a curated record. The transcript is spliced from 2 exons.